AUGGACAUGUACAUUCGAGUUAAGCGUGGCAAGACAACGUACUUCAUCCGGUGCAAGCCAUCUGAUAAAGUUCUUGACAUAAAGCAGAAGUUACAAGAACUCAUCGAUCAACCAGCUAAUGAUCAACGAUUAAGUCUUCCUGAUACCGGGGAAAUAUUAGAGGACUCUAAGACUCUGGCUGAUCAAAAGAUUGAAACUGAUGCUGUUGUUGCAUUGACCAUGAGGAAAGAUGAUAAUGAGUUUGAGGAGUUGGUAGUUGGUGAUUUGGUGAAUUCCAUAAUGACUUUGAAACAUUUUCAAAUGAUUGAUUGUAGAGAUAAAUGA
Molecule: messenger RNA, 324 nt
Organism: Vicia faba (fava bean)
Lineage: Eukaryota; Viridiplantae; Streptophyta; Magnoliopsida; Fabales; Fabaceae
Source: the annotation of a GenBank genome assembly